AUGAAUGAACUUUUGUACUCUUCAGGAAAGUGGCCGAGUCCGCGUUGUGUUUUUGAGGGAGAGCAGUGCCAUUUUAUUUUUCAAAAUAUAGUUGAGGAUCCUGGCCAGUACGACCUGCAUGACAAAGAGCUAAUCGAAAGUGCUAUGCGGAUCUAUAACACUCAGUUUGGCGCUUGGUGGAGGGAGUUUUUAGAAACAAGAAUAUCAAACAUCACCGAAGGAAUUAAAGAUAUAUUGCCCCGAGACAAUUAUCGGUGUACAAGUCUUUGA
Molecule: messenger RNA, 270 nt
Organism: Lachancea thermotolerans CBS 6340
Lineage: Eukaryota; Fungi; Ascomycota; Saccharomycetes; Saccharomycetales; Saccharomycetaceae
Product: KLTH0A00264p
Exons: 1
Coding region: 1-270 (89 amino acids)
Source: RefSeq, a predicted model, not a curated record